CCUCGAUCGAAAAGCGCAAUUUUUUAUAAACAAUAGAACGUUAAGGAAAUAUUUUUAAGAAAAAAGCUUGAAAAUGAAAACAAUAACGUUUUCAAAAACAGGAGAAAAACGUGAGAUAAAAUGUGAUAUAACUUUAUUUUGUGACAGAAUUCGUGCUAUGCCUGACAAAUUUGAAAUUAUCGUACUAAAAGAAAUAGAGAACAAGAGUUGUGCAAUUUAUAAGGAUGAUCAGAUUUACAAAUUAAUUGAUUUUUGUUCAUUUAACACAAAGUUAUACACAAAACAAGAUAAACGUCCAAAGCUUUUAAAGCCAUUGACUUUCUAUGAACUACGUGAUUCUGAUAUAAUUUUUGUUGGAGAACAUGAAAUAGUAUUUCACAGUGAGCCUGAUGAGACUGAAAAACAAUCCUUUUACAUCCCAGAAACACAAGAAGUUGAACAAGAUAUCCAAAUUCAAAAUACAGUGUUCAUUGAUGAUGAUAUCGAAAUACCUGAGACACAAGAACUUACUCCAGAAAUAGAGUUUGAAAAACCGAUGAAAACCCAAUUUAUUGAGCCUGAAACGGCAAGAAGUCUCAAAAUAGCAACCGAAAAAGUGCGAAAUGAAUAUUUUGUUGAAACACAGCCAGUUACAAAUGUUUUUCCUCCGUAUACUAGACGAUAUGCAGCAAAACAAAAUGAGAUAAAACCAAAGACUGUUCCUUUGUCUGUUUUUGGCUGUGAAACACAAGCAUUGAAUGCAGAAACUCAAGCAAUGUCAUUCACGCAACUUAUGAAAGAUAAUGAUCCAAAGAAAGCCACGAGUAAACGUAAAUCAGAGCCUCCAAAGGAGAUCAAGAAAGAAACAAUAAAAAAUUCAGUAUUAUUAUCAGAUACUGAAAGCGACUCUGACGAUGAUCGAAGUAAAAUAAGUGCUGCUAGUGUUAAGUAUGCAGAUCAAAGUCAUCCAAAUUAUAACAAUUCGUUAAGUCAAUAUUCUAUCAAUGACGAUUUCUAUAUGGGAGAUAUACAAUCAACAGAAUUUGAUUCACAAUUUAUGGAACAAGUCAACUCUAGUUGCAAUAUGGAAAACUCUAAUCAAAUUAUAAACUCUGAAAUUCCAGUUGUAAAAGAAGAAGUCAUGAAGAUAUCCAAUUCGAAUCUCACCAAGGAAGAUAAUGAAGAUGACAUUAAGCCGGGUCCUCGUAAGCGAAUUAAACUAUUUAAGUUUGUAUCAAGUGAUGAAGAGUAGAUGUACACUUUAUUUCCUUAAAUAAAAUAUGUAUUAUUUAAAAAUCUUGAAGAGGUCAAUAAACAGAGAAGUUACGUAAAGCACAACAUAUGUUGCACAAAUAUCUUCCGUGAGA
Chironomus riparius is the source of this 1346-nucleotide messenger RNA. The record is from the annotation of a GenBank genome assembly. Lineage: Eukaryota; Metazoa; Arthropoda; Insecta; Diptera; Chironomidae.